AUGUUCUUCUCUGGGAGGCAGUACAGUCAUGCUGGUAAACCUGAAGAACUUUUACUGGCAUUCAAGAUUUUCCUUGUCAUCAUUUGUCUUCAUGUUGUCCUGGUUACAUCCGUGGAAGAAAAUGCUAAUUCCAGUUUGCCAUCGCCAUCUGCUGAAUCACCUCGGAUCAGGUUUAUCCCCAUCUCCAAUGAGGUUGAAACCACAAGUCUCAAUGAUGCCACUUCCAGUAUAUUAACCACUUUAAACAAAACAGACAAAGCUAAAAUCACUAUAGUAAAAACCUUCAAUACAUCAGCAUUGGUGUGGAACAAUACAGAAAUCUACAUGUCAGGAGUCAAACCCCAGAGGGAUCUCUACAAUCUGUCAUCAAUUUGCAACAAUUCAGCAAUUUUUAGAGGUGAGAUAAUGUUUCAAUAUCCCGAAGAAAGCAAUGCUACUCAGAACCAAGAAAUGGCAAACGGCACCUUAAGUGGAGUCCUGUCUCUGAGUGAAUUGAAGCGAUCAGAACUCAACAAAACCCUGCAAACCCUAAGUGAGACAUAUUUUAUAGUGUGUGCUACAGCGGAGGCCCAAAGCACAUUAAACUGCACAUUCACAAUAAAGCUGAAUGAGACUCUGGAUGUAUGUGAUGUCAUGAUAGCUUUAAAAGGCGUAAAGAUGCGACAGAUGGAACAGUGCUGUUGUUCUACCAGAACCCUCUGCCCCUCAUCCCCGGAAGAGUUAGAAAAACUACAGUGUGAUCUGCAGGAGCCCAUCCUGUGUGUGGAUGGCCCUCCGUUUUCUUCGGCCAGCAAACCUCUCCCAGUUGCUCCUCAGACCACAAUUCUCUCCCAGGUGGCCCAUGCCUUGUCUUUUGCUCAGCCUUUAGAUCAUCCAGCCAUGCCCCAGAACGCCCCUUUGCCCACCAGAGAAAUUCACCUUCUCUCUCAUCAGCCCUCAGCGACAAUAGCUCCCAUUUCUACUAAUGCCAUGAGACCCCACACUGACGCCAUCUCCUCCUCGAAAACCCAGCCCAGCCUUCCUUCCACUCCUCAGCCUGUGAGAUCCUCACUUGCUGCUGCGACCACAGCUGCUCCUCAGAAUGAUAUCACAACCAGCUCAGCCUUUAAGACAGACAUUCUCACCAUCAGCAACUUCCAGGCCACAGAACUUGAGAAACAGGUGUGCCAGAUGGAGAAGAUUUUGUCCUUCGGCAGCUUGGCACCUAACCUCGCGGGAGAAAUGGUCACCCAAGUCAGCAACCUCCUUCACUCCCCACAGGCCUUGCUGGCCCCUCUGGCUCAAAGAUUGCUGAAAGUGGUGGCUGACAUUGGCUUACAACUGAAUUUUUCAAGCAAGACCAUAAGUUUCACCUCCCCUUCUUUGGCUCUGGCCGUGAUGAACGUGAAUGCCAGUAAUUUCAACGCAACUACCUUUGCAGCAGAAGACGCUGAAAAUAUUCAGGUUUCUCUGGAAAGGCCGCAUCCUGAGAGCAGCGUUGGCAUGAUCUCUCUCCCCUCCUCGCUGCUGUGCAAUUUGCCACAGGAUGAUGUGGCGCUGGCUUCCAGAGUUCAGUUCAACUUCUUCAAAACGCCUGCCCUAUUUCAGGACCCUGACCUUCAGAACCUCUCUCUGAUCAGCCACAUCAUAUCCUCAAGUGUUGCUAACCUGACUGUCACAAACUUGACAAGGAACGUGACCGUUGCAUUAAAGCACAUCACCCCGAAUAAGAAAGAUUUGCCAGUGAUCUGUGUAUUCUGGGACGUGAGCCGAAAUGGUGGCAAAGGAGGCUGGUCACCCAAUGGCUGCUCUGUCCAAGUGAAGACCCUGAACGAAACCAUCUGUACCUGCAACCACCUUACAAGCUUUGGCGUCCUAUUGGACCUAUCGCGACUAUCCUUACAACCGGCUCAGAUGAUGGCUCUGACGUUUAUCACCUAUAUCGGUUGUGGGCUUUCGUCCAUUUUUCUGUCCGUUACUCUUGUGACAUACAUAGCCUUUGAAAAGAUCCGGAGGGAUUACCCUUCCAAAAUUCUCAUCCAGCUGUGCGCUGCUUUGCUCCUACUGAACCUGGUGUUCCUGCUGGACUCAUGGGUUGCGCUGUACAGCAGGCGCAACCUCUGCAUCUCGGUGGCUGUGUUCCUUCAUUAUUUCCUCUUGGUCUCGUUCACAUGGAUGGGUCUGGAAGCUUUCCACAUGUACCUGGCCCUUGUCAAAGUGUUUAAUACUUAUAUCCGAAAAUACAUCCUUAAAUUCUGCGUCAUUGGCUGGGGACUUCCGGCUGUGAUUGUGGCUAUUGUCUUGGUGAUAUCCCCAGAUAACUAUGGGCUUGGAUCCUAUGGGAAGUUCCCCAAUGGCUCACCUGAUGACUUUUGCUGGAUCAACAACCAUACAGUCUUCUACAUUACCGUUGUGGGAUACUUCUGUGUGGUAUUUCUGCUCAACAUCAGCAUGUUCAUUGUGGUCCUGGUCCAGCUCUGUCGAAUUAAAAAGAAGAAGCAACUGGGGGCCCAGCGGAAAACCAGUAUUCAAGACCUCAGGAGUGUAGCCGGCCUUACGUUUUUGCUGGGAAUUACUUGGGGUUUUGCCUUCUUUGCCUGGGGACCCGUUAACAUCACGUUCAUGUACCUCUUUUCCAUCUUUAAUACCUUACAAGGAUUUUUCAUAUUCAUCUUUUACUGCGUAGCGAAAGAGAAUGUCCGGAAACAGUGGAGGCGCUAUCUUUGUUGUGGAAAGCUGCGGCUGGCUGAAAAUUCUGACUGGAGUAAAACUGCUACUAAUGGUUUAAAGAAGCAGACUGUAAACCAAGGAGUGUCCAGUUCUUCAAAUUCCUUACAGUCAAACAGUAACUCCACUAACUCCACCACACUGCUAGUGAAUAAUGAUUGCUCAGUGCACGUAGACGGGAAUGGGAAUGCUUCUACGGAGAAGAACGGUGUUUCUUUCAGUGUUCAGAAUGGAGACGUGUGCCUUCAUGAUUUCUCUGCGAAACAGCACGUGCUUAAUGAGAAAGAAGACCUGUGCAAUGGGAAAAACCGUAUCGCUCUCAGAAGGACUUCAAAGCGGGGAAGCUUACAUUUUAUUGAACAAAUGUGAUCCCUCUUUCUAAAAUCAAAGCAUGAUUCUUGACCAUGUGGAAAUGACCAUUUUUACCUUGUACGCAAUGUGAGCUGUAGAAAAACCACCUUCUUUUAUACUCAACAACCUUGGGAAGCGCAUAUGUUCAUUGAGGGUAGUUGUCGCUGUGGGAAGACAUUACAUUGGCAAUGUGGGUCCUUAUCCUUUGUUUUAAACAACACACCAAGAAUAAGAUGCAUGUAGGGAACAAAGUAGGUAAUUGCCAGACACAUGUGCCAGAGGCUGAGUUAUCUCUGAAAGCAUCCUAGAAGCCACCUGUGACUUCAGCCUAUUGGUGAGUUUAGUUGUGCACGCUCUUGUUGUAUUAUGAACUCAAGUCUAGUGACCUACGUGUCCAAAAAACAUCUUCUCCCUUAAAAAAUAUUUAUUUUCUACUGGGUAAAUUUAUUCUUGUAUAGAAUUGUGGUUGUAUUAUUUUGUUUAAUGUGAGAAUUCGGAGAAAUUUUCCUGGUUCAGUGAAUUCUAAAACCCCAUAGGGAGAUAACAUGGGAUGUGAAAUACAGAAACUUCACUGACUUUUAUUCAAAAGAACAUUGCUUGCCAGACUGAACCAGGUCAACAGACAGUGCCCCAAUUGGCCCUACGCUGAGUGCUUUCGGAUAGUUAGAAAAGAUACCCCUAGUGCGUGGACACAGUCCCCAAGGCUGGAGGCUUGCCAAACAGUGGGGCUGGAUUUGAGCCCACUGACCCCUUGGGUGUGUAUCCUGGUGCAGGGUACAACUGUGUAUACCACCCAAUAUUAGUAUCCAGUCCCGACUGCAUCCCUUAUUACCCUAUUAGGGAUUUUUGUGCCACAAAUUGGCGGGGCAAUCUAGCCCCUAUGUCAGGAAAAUUGUGACAGUGGACGAGAUACAUACACUGCCACUUCUGAAAUUCUCAGUCUCCCAGAAGAUGGUAAAAGAGGAAAGUGACUUUUGAAAAGAGAUGCAUAUUAGGGGGGAAAUUGUCUCGCUGUUCUUUAAGAGUAAGGCAACUGCAUGAGACUUUGUUCGUGGUUAGGCCUGCCACAUUUUGGCCUAACCAGAGCUAUAAUUAUUUUGUCCCAAACAUGUCAAGUUCGGAAGAGUGUAAGGACCAGAGAGAACAGCUGCCGGGGACAGUGAACUCUCCUACAAUGCUGUAGUUUCUAUUUGUAUCCCACCCUGGUUGCUUCUAGUGACAUAGGAUCUGUCUCUGAGCACUGCCUCAGUGCAUCCUUCUUAGGGACAUUUCCAAACCCUUUAGGUCUUUCACUAAGGUUUUCAUGCAUAUACUUCAAAUGAAUGUUGUAGCCCCAACUAAUCAUAAUCAUAACGGACUACAUGUCUGUGAGUGCUGAUUUACCUUUGCAAUCUUUCCCUGAGAUUUAUUUAAUUGUAUUUAUAUGUUAAAAUUACCCCCAAAUGUUAAAAUCGACCGAAAAAUGUUUAAAAAAAAAAACUUAACAAAAAAAUGGUAAAAAACAAAAAAAUCUUAACCAAAAAAUGUUAAAAAUCAACAAAUAUCUUAACAUUGAUAAAAAAUGUUACAAUCAACCAAAUAAAUUUGUAGUUGAGUACAUUUCA
This is a messenger RNA of Echinops telfairi (small Madagascar hedgehog), 4661 nucleotides long. It is a transcript of the gene ADGRG2, whose product is annotated as adhesion G protein-coupled receptor G2. Gene Ontology annotation, biological process: adenylate cyclase-activating G protein-coupled receptor signaling pathway; cell surface receptor signaling pathway. The record is from RefSeq and is a predicted model, not a curated record. Lineage: Eukaryota; Metazoa; Chordata; Mammalia; Afrosoricida; Tenrecidae. Bases 1 to 3075 code for a protein of 1024 amino acids. The transcript has 28 exons. Gene Ontology annotation, molecular function: G protein-coupled receptor activity. Gene Ontology annotation, cellular component: membrane.